This is a messenger RNA of Plasmopara halstedii, 1461 nucleotides long. Its product is annotated as RxLR-like protein. Gene Ontology annotation, molecular function: oxidoreductase activity. Lineage: Eukaryota; Oomycota; Peronosporomycetes; Peronosporales; Peronosporaceae. The transcript has 3 exons. Bases 1 to 1461 code for a protein of 486 amino acids. The record is from RefSeq and is a predicted model, not a curated record.
AUGCGCGUCCGGCUGGCUGUUCUUGCCUUGCUAGUAGGAGCCACGGUUGUGCAAACGGCCACGCGCAUACGCAAGAGCUGGACUACCUACAGCAGCGAUGAAAAAGAGCAGUAUUUGAGCGCUAUAAAGAAAGCGAUGACAUCGGGAAACCACAUGCUAUUCACGCAAAUGUAUAUGGAUUCUAGAAGUCUAGACCAGGUUGUCGGUACAUGUGGCGCACCAGCGUGGUAUCGUAAGUAUCUACUCGGCUACGAGAACAUGCUACGCUCGCUAGACUCGACAUUUAGCGACCUGACGCUGCCAUACUGGGACUUGUUCGAGGACUCUGCCAAGCGCAUAUCGACAACGACGGUAUGCAAUGGAAUUGAAGGAUGCUCGCCGAUAUUGGCAGACUUGGGAGGCUGCGAAGGACCUGAGCUUAAUCCCGGUGACUAUGUCUUGAACGGUGAAAUCAUUCCGAGUGGGAAUUGUGCAAAUACCAGCGUGGCCGCACAUGCUUGUACGAUCAGUACAAAGUGCGAGAGGUGUAUCCCACGUGGAGAGUGGAAUGUAGGGGACUCGUCGUUGGAGGUUGGUCCAAGUACGUUUGCCGAUUUGAUUCGCCAUGCCAGUGAUGCCACCGGGAUGGAUACACUGCGCAAGGAAAUUCAAAACUCGAUUCAAAUGACGGUGCACAGCAUUCUCGGUGGCGUCUACGAGACUCGUGCUGCUACUUUUGACCCAAUUUUUUUCAGCCACUAUGCAACGAUCGACAUGGUGUAUCAGUUUUAUCAGAGCUGUAACCAGAGUAUUCCACUCACUGGAUCAUGCAGAGGAAGGGGUAAUCUUAAGAUUUCUCCGACGGUCGAGAUUCCGAUGUAUUUGCGGAAUGUUCCGAUUAGUUUGCACGCCAAACUUUCGAAAUACUUUCAUGGCGUUGGCACGACAUUUAAGAGUAUGGAUGCUUUUGCUGUUGAGUACGAAAUCAGUCCAUUUCUUCAAAACGUGUUAAAGAAGUUUUCACUGCAGUGCGAAAAAGAUAAAAGUGCCACUGGUGCAAUCUCGUACGCUAGGGAUAAAAGCACUUUUGAAGAUGCUGUGGGCAUCGAUACAUUAGUGAACGACUUAGCUGCGUGCGAUCGAACAUCUAAGAUUGCGGGAGAUACUACUGAAGCUCCUUCUGCUUUCAUUUCAUGCCAGCUGCUCUCAUCGCUACAGAAUGGAGUAUUCACUAAUUUUAGUACACCCGUCCGCGAGUUUUUCGGUGCAACACAAGACGAUCUACCUAAGUGUGUGGGUGAUCUGGCAGCCAUUACCUCUACGGAUGUUGCGGUCACGCUGUCCGCUACAUGCCACGAGGCGAUGUACAGGGAUACAAGCAUCAGCUCGAAGACUGAUUUCAAUUUGCUCACUGAUGGCUUUGCUAUAGUCACCAAAGGCGCAAAAGAUGGAGUCCGGUACAUGAACCCGCCAAGUAAAUAG